GCCCCAGCGGCCCCGGCCCUGCCUUCCCCCGACAGAACUGCCCCUGCCCCGGGGACACCACAGCAGCCUGGGGAAACACGCAGCGCUCAAAAUGCGUGUUUUACAUGAGCAGAAUUUGGUGCUUGUCUGGCGGCGAAGCCAAGCUUUUAAACACACGCAAUCGCACUCUGUCAACAAUUCGUUAUGUAAAGACACUGCUUUCGGUGCGAUGAACGGCAGGUCAGGCCGCGGGAGCGAGAGCGGAGCGGGCAGAGAACGCAACCCGCCGAGGGCGAAAGGCCGGGAGCGCCGGCUGCACCCCGAAACCGCGGCUCGGGGUCGCCGAGGGGGCCACCCGCUGACACCCGCUUCGGGAUCCAUUCGGGAAACAAAGUCUCCAGCACGGCCACCCGCGUCCCGGGGAACACACCCGCUUCCUAUCUACGGUGGCCGACCCUUACUCCAACUGCGGCACCCGGGGAAGCGAGGGCAGCUGGGGUGAGGUGCCCCAGGGGCACCCCGGCGGCUGCCGCGCGUUUGCGCCUCAGCAGGCUCGAACCCGUGGCGCGGGCGCGGCCCCGCCACGUGGCUCGCGGGCGGAAGGCGGCCCCGCCGCUUCCGCUCUCCGCGCGCGCUCGCUUCCGCUGCCGCUUCUCGUUCCGGUUCCGCUGCGCGGCGCGCGCGUGCUUGAGCGGGGUCCGGUGCGGCGGCGCACGUGGCGCCCCCCGCCCGCCGCAGCCAUGCUGGUGCUCUUCGAGACCGCCGCCGGCUACGCCAUCUUCAAGGUUCUGAAUGAGAAAAAGCUUCAAGAAGUUGACAGUCUGUGGAAAGAAUUUGAAACUCCUGAAAAAGCAAACAAAAUAGUAAAGCUGAAACACUUUGAAAAAUUUCAGGACACAACAGAAGCACUUGCUGCAUCCACAGCUCUUGUAGAAGGCAAGCUCAGCAAGAACUUGAAGAAGAUUCUCAAGAAGAUAGUGGCAAAAGAUGCCCACGAGCAGUUGGCUGUGGCAGAUGCCAAACUUGGAGGUGUCAUAAAGGAGAAGCUGAAUUUGAGUUGUAUACAUAGCCCAAUGGUUACAGAGCUGAUGAGAGGAAUUCGCUCACAGGUUGAAGGGCUCAUAACAGGCCUCCCUUCUCGAGAGAUGGCAGCUAUGUGCCUGGGUCUAGCACACAGCCUUUCCCGAUACAAGCUGAAAUUCAGCCCAGACAAAGUAGAUACCAUGAUUAUCCAGGCAAUUUCACUUCUUGAUGACUUGGACAAAGAACUGAAUAACUACAUCAUGCGCUGUCGGGAAUGGUACGGUUGGCACUUCCCUGAGCUGGGCAAAAUCAUCACGGAUAACCUGACGUACUGUAAAUGCGUGCGGAAAGUUGGAGACAGAAGCAAUUUUGCUUCAUCUGAUGUUUCUGACAUCCUACCAGAGGAGAUUGAGGAGGAUGUGAAGGCUGCCGCUGAGAUUUCCAUGGGGACAGAAGUAUCAGAAGAAGACAUAAACAACAUAAUCCAUCUCUGUGAUCAGGUGAUUGAAAUCUCUGAGUAUCGGACACAGCUCUAUGACUACCUGAAGAACAGAAUGAUGGCCAUUGCUCCCAAUCUCACUGUCAUGGUGGGAGAACUAGUGGGAGCGAGGCUCAUUGCUCAUGCAGGCUCCCUCCUGAAUCUGGCAAAACACCCAGCUUCUACGGUUCAGUUACUGGGUGCUGAGAAGGCACUCUUCAGAGCACUGAAGACUAAGAGGGACACACCUAAGUUUGGCCUUAUCUAUCAUGCCUCCCUGGUGGGACAAAGCAAUACCAAAAAUAAAGGAAAGAUUUCUCGAAUGCUGGCAGCAAAGACUGCCUUGACUAUUCGUUACGAUGCCCUUGGAGAGAACACCAGUGCUGAAAUGGGAGCUGAGAACAGACUCAAAGUAGAGACGAGACUGAGGCUUCUGGAAGAGAGAGGGAUAAGAAGAAUAAGUGGCACUGGAAAAGCCUUGGCCAAGGCAGACAAGUAUCAAAACAAGAGUGAAAUAAAAGUGUUUGACCCCUCUGGUGACUCAACACUUCCUGUUGUUUCCAAGAAGCGCAAAAUUCAGGAGGUGGAUGAACAAGACACAGAGGUUGCAGUGAAGGCAAAGAAGUUCAAAGCAGAGAUGAAAGAAGGGACAGCUGUAGAAGAUGGUGAACCUGUCAAAAAGAAGAAAAAGAAAAAGGAUAAGGAAAAGCAAGCUGAAGAAGAGGUGGUACUGAGUGAGGAACUCCCCACCAGCCCCAUAACUGAGAAUACAGAGAAAAAGAAGAAGAAAAAAAAGAAAAUGAAAGAUGAGGGUGAAGACUGAUGUGGAACAGGGGAAAACACUGGCCCUUGGACAGCUGCUUUGGAGUAGCAUUUAUCUACAUAAUUUGUUUAGCCUCUUGCUGAAAACUAACUUCCCUGUGUUGCAAGAGGGCAAGGAGAUGGGUUUGAUAGCUGUCUUCUCCCUGGAACAGGAUACCCCAGUGUCUCUGAUAAUUAGGAGGAUUACUGGUUUCUUUUGUUUAAAAGCUCACAGUAGAUCCUCUUUUCACAACCAGUGUCCACUGAUAAGGAAUAAAAACAUUUUUAUGGAGA
Motacilla alba alba is the source of this 2575-nucleotide messenger RNA. It is a transcript of the gene NOP58, whose product is annotated as NOP58 ribonucleoprotein. Gene Ontology annotation, cellular component: small-subunit processome; box C/D methylation guide snoRNP complex. The record is from RefSeq and is a predicted model, not a curated record. Gene Ontology annotation, molecular function: snoRNA binding. The transcript has 15 exons. Lineage: Eukaryota; Metazoa; Chordata; Aves; Passeriformes; Motacillidae. The coding region runs from base 720 to 2303 and encodes 527 amino acids.